Molecule: messenger RNA, 2253 nt
Organism: Penicillium alfredii
Lineage: Eukaryota; Fungi; Ascomycota; Eurotiomycetes; Eurotiales; Aspergillaceae
Exons: 1
Coding region: 1-2253 (750 amino acids)
Source: RefSeq, a predicted model, not a curated record
AUGGUCUCGGUUCCUCCUCCUCCUAGCUUCCCCCUACGGGAGGAGGAGCUCGUCCUUCCAGCAGAACCUCUGCCCCCCUACGACUUGACCGUUCUGCCCGACCCGCCAGACUCAUGGCAAAUAUUCGGGAUGACGGCGGAGCAAGCCGUAAAACAACGCACGCUCAGGAAGAUAGAGGCUGUUGUGUUGGCCAAGUUUCAUUUCUGGGGAAUUCGCUACAAGUCCAGACGCCUUUUAUCUGGACUCGAGGUCGUGAAAUCUCUGUGGAAACUAUUCUACUACAUGGCAGACCAACACCGUCCGCAGUCCUGGUUAGAAGUAUUCGACCUCACGCGGGAUGCUGGCUCUCGACUUUUGAAAUAUACCAUCGUCCCCUGUCCUCGCCCCGUUAGCCUCUUCUACCCACAUGACCCGGAUGCCAGGCUACAACCACGUCCACCAUUUGUUCGGCCUCACGACGCACCAUUUGGGGUGCCGGACUCCUAUCUUGCACAGUUUCUUCUCCCAGCCAGCCAUGAGGCCAGCGAUGGGACCAGCAAUAGGGUUAUUUUGAAUCCCAAUGUCGCCCGUACUCGGAAACGACGGGCAGGCAACAACCAAGGGCCCCCCUCGCCAAAGAGACAAAAAAGGACCAUCCAGUCACCGCCAUCGCAGAACAAUGCUGGUAGCCCGACCAGCAAUGGGCCCAAUAAACCUCUCUCGGUUUUACCUACGCCAUUGUUCAACCCACAGAUUGUCGUCGAGGCAGUUGAAAGAGCUUUAAUGAAGCUCGUUUAUUCCGACCUUGACCGGGAUAUUAGUGCCCCGCCGCGAGUUGCGCGUCCAUCCAAGACCAUCAACUCUGCCAAUGGCUUGCGGCUGACUCAAUUAGAGAAUCAUCCCGAUACAGCAAAAAUGCUCCUGUCGCCCAGAUCUCUCGAAUUUGACCCAAAUGGUCUUCCUUACCCCUACCGUGGCCGAGGCCCAGUCUGGUCCGACUCUUCUUGCGCCAUUGAUUCUGUAAUCGUUCUGGGCCAGCUGGUCGAUGCCGGAUGCACUGUUGCAGACCGCAAAGAGAAUCGGUCCUCGACAUUCACUGAGCUUGAGAGAGCUUUUAUUGAAGCCACCAAUGUCAACUGGAAUGUAUUGGAUGACAAGACCUCAAUCUUUCUACGUGACCAGUUCUUCCAAAAAGUAUGCGCAGUGUGCCCUGACAUCAAAAUGGGACAGCUUGUUCCUUCUUGGAUGGUCUGGGGGCAGUUCACGCGCCACUUUGCCCAGUUUCAAUUUUCCUGGCAGGAGAAGGUGACUACUUCGUGUAGAUGCAACCAUGGCGGCUGGCCGACAAUUCAGCCGGGCAAUGGGUCAUGGAUAUACCCACCGUUCUUGGAAAGUGAUAGAAAGGGAGUUCAUCCGUCUGAAUUGAUCAUGCGUACUGUGUUUCAGCGCAAGGAAUCUCCCUGUGAUCAGUGUGGUGCUUCGGCUGGGGUGAUUCGCGAGAGGCGGUUCGACCAACUUCCAUUGCGCCUGGUCCUUGGGUGUGACGACGAUACCAAAUUGAUCAACCACACCGAAGCCUUCACAUUCAACUACACAGAUUCCUCGGGCGCUCAGCAAACGGCCACUUAUCGCUGGCUUGGUGGUGUGUAUCAACAGGACUGUCAUGCUCGCGUGUAUUUCACCGACGCGGAGCGGGGUGAAGCCGACGCAGGCCAAAUCCGCAUGUACGAUGGGUGCGUCAACUCAGGCGCCAUCGUCGGCGGAAUAUCACCAUUCCACCAACAGAACCGAGUGCCCGCGGAGUGGAUGCAGUACUCUCCGCCGUCCGUGAUCUAUGAGCUCGUCAUGGACCCCUCAUUGGAUAUUUUGGCGACAGCGGGGAAUGCCGUUGUCAGCAUGAAUCAGAUAGUUGCCCAGAAAAAGUGCAUUCUCACGGAGCACGUUCCCUGGAAACCAGCCGACCCGGUCCCUGAGCCGGAGCCCCAGCCAUGGCCGCGGACUCUUUCCAAUAUAGGCGAUCACUUCAUGUCUGGCGAAUCUAUCGACCUUUCCCAAUACCUUCCGCCAAACGCGAAACCAAAUUCGCCCAGGCCCUCGACCAGAAGUCGUUCAAGCUCAGACUCCUUGGCUCAUCAUAUCAUGAAUGCACAACUGAAUUCGUCCCCUCCGAUGAACCCCACGCCCCUCAACCCACCUCCGGAGGCCAGACCUCCCGGGGUACAAGAGGGCGCUAACAUAUUUGACGAAUACUGGGGGACCCAAUCCAGAUGUUGA